AAUGAAAGUUAGAGAAGAAUUUAGACAAAUUUUUUUCGCAAUGGGUUUUACUGAAAUGCCUUCAAAUCAAUACGUUGAAACUGGUUUCUGGAAUUUUGAUACUUUAUUCGUUCCCCAACAACAUCCUGCUAGAGAUUUACAAGAUACCUUUUACUUAAAAGAUCCUGCUGUUGCUGGUAAACCUGAUGAUAAAGAGUUUUGGGAAAAUACUCGUCAAGUUCAUGAAAAUGGUAAAUACGGUUCUAUUGGUUAUAGAUAUCCUUGGAAAGAAGAUGAAAGUUUAAGAAUGGUUUUAAGAACUCAUACUACUGCUAUUUCUUCUGCCAUGUUACAUAAAUUAGCUAAAGAUCCUAAACCAACCCGUCUUUUCUCGAUUGAUCGUGUUUUCCGUAAUGAAGCCGUUGAUGCUACUCAUUUAGCAGAAUUUCAUCAAGUUGAAGGGGUCAUGGCUGGUUAUGAUAUUACUUUAGGUGAUUUAAUUGGUUUCAUGGAAGAUUUCUUCAAUAAAAUGGGUGUUACUAAUUUAAGAUUUAAAGCUGCAUAUAAUCCUUAUACUGAACCUUCAAUGGAAAUCUUUGCUUACCAUAAAGGUUUAGGUAAAUGGGUUGAAAUCGGUAAUUCCGGUAUGUUCAGACCUGAAAUGUUGGAACCAAUGGGAUUACCUAAAAACUUACGUGUCUUGGGUUGGGGUUUGUCUUUAGAAAGACCAACCAUGAUUAAAUAUGGGGUUUCUAAUAUUAGAGAAUUAUUGGGUCAUAAAGUUUCUUUGGACUUUAUUGAAACUAACCCUGCCGCUAGAUUAGAUGAGGACUUAAUCGGUUAACCUUCUUAUACAUACACUUAUAUAAUCUUAAUCAUACGUAAUAGAAUUG
This is a messenger RNA of Hyphopichia burtonii NRRL Y-1933, 872 nucleotides long. RefSeq names its product phenylalanine--tRNA ligase subunit alpha (gene FRS2). The record is from RefSeq and is a predicted model, not a curated record. Gene Ontology annotation, biological process: phenylalanyl-tRNA aminoacylation. The transcript has a single exon. Gene Ontology annotation, cellular component: cytosol; cytoplasm; phenylalanine-tRNA ligase complex. Bases 41 to 823 code for a protein of 260 amino acids. Lineage: Eukaryota; Fungi; Ascomycota; Pichiomycetes; Serinales; Debaryomycetaceae. Gene Ontology annotation, molecular function: phenylalanine-tRNA ligase activity; tRNA binding; ATP binding.